UGAUUGUCGACUUGAUUCACAUCUCUAAGCAGCGGCACUGGUUAAGAGCUAAGCGACGAUUCCACAAUCUUUAUUUUCGCCACACUCCAAAUAAAAAAGAACAAAAUGUCGUUCGUGAGAAACGCUCGUUUGUUGGCCAUGCGCGGCGCUCGUCUCGGCCAGAAUCGCUCCUACUCAGACGACAUGAAGCUGACAUUCGCUGCUGCUAACAAGACCUUCUUCGACGCCGCAGUUGUGCGACAAAUCGAUGUGCCCUCUUUCAGCGGCUCCUUCGGCAUUCUGGCCAAGCAUGUGCCCACAUUGGCUGUGCUGAAACCCGGUGUUGUCCAGGUGACCGACAACGACGGCAAAGUCACAAAGUACUUUGUCUCCAGUGGCUCAGUGACCGUCAAUGAGGACUCCUCCGUGCAGGUGCUCGCCGAGGAGGCACACAACAUUGAGGACAUCGAUGUCAGCGAGGCCAGGCAGUUGCUUUCCAAAUACCAGUCUGAGCUGAGCUCUGCUGGAAGCGACAAGGCCAAGGCAGAAGCUGCCAUUGCCGUGGAAGUUGCUGAAGCGCUAGUCAAAGCUGCCGAAUAACUCUAAAAAAUCUUUAAACAACUUUAAUAACAUUAAACAACGGAAUCCGCAACAACAACAA
Messenger RNA from Drosophila navojoa, 640 nucleotides. It is a transcript of the gene ATPsyndelta, whose product is annotated as ATP synthase, delta subunit. Gene Ontology annotation, molecular function: proton-transporting ATP synthase activity, rotational mechanism. The record is from RefSeq and is a predicted model, not a curated record. Gene Ontology annotation, biological process: proton motive force-driven ATP synthesis. NCBI's taxonomy places the organism in Eukaryota, Metazoa, Arthropoda, Insecta, Diptera, Drosophilidae.